This is a messenger RNA of Exaiptasia diaphana, 3530 nucleotides long. Its product is annotated as E3 ubiquitin-protein ligase UBR5. The record is from RefSeq and is a predicted model, not a curated record. The transcript has 15 exons. Gene Ontology annotation, biological process: regulation of double-strand break repair; protein polyubiquitination; DNA damage response. The coding region runs from base 59 to 3493 and encodes 1144 amino acids. Lineage: Eukaryota; Metazoa; Cnidaria; Anthozoa; Actiniaria; Aiptasiidae. Gene Ontology annotation, cellular component: nucleus. Gene Ontology annotation, molecular function: ubiquitin-protein transferase activity; RNA binding.
CGGGAAGCAGUUAAUAACGUCACAUUUCAUACAGGUCGUUGAGUGUGCAGACUCAGAAAUGCAAGAAGAACGAGAGGAGGUUGGAGAAGAGGAAAUAGACAAUGGUGUCCAUGGUAACGAGUCUGACAUGGACCUAGACCUCCUGGCAGAGAGUGAAAGCGAYAGUGACGACAGUAACGUUGGCGAAGUAGAAAGCACUGUGCGGCGUAUUCGUGUACCCGGUUCAGUUGUUGGCUCCGAUAGUGCGAGCCUCGGUGAGCACGGAGAGUUCUACUCUGAAGAGGAGUCUUCGACAGGAGAGGAUGACGAGGAAGAAGAAGAAGAAGAAGGAGAUGAAAGGGAAAGGGAUGAGAAUGAGGCCUCGCAACCAGAGGUAGCUGACAACACCAGCCGAAAUACUUCAGCCACCGAACCCCGYACCACCCCCCAUGCGAUGCAGUGGGCCAUACGUACCAACCAACCACGCAGCACCGCAAGCACUGGUCUGGCCAGCGGACAUUCUCUUGCAGGCUCAGGUUUUAUAUACGUGGAUUCAGCUACCAUCAGGCGUAGCGCUGCUGCUAAUGGUGCGGCGGCAAGCACUACACCUCACACUGAAAUCAGCAGCACUAACACUAGCGAAAGAAUGGGAAACUCGAGUAGUGCUCUCGCUAGAGCGUUUGGUAUCGUUGUUAGAGAGAUUACUGACCUUCUAAUCUUCGCACGUGACCCUACGUCAUUGACAAUCAGCACACUCACCCUACCCCCAACGGUACUCCGUGACUACUGCACCCUUGUUGACGACGGCCUCCAACCAUGCUGGGAUUGGUUACAGACUAUUAUGGACUGCACUGAGUCUCAGCUGAGAUUUGGGUUAUCGUUAUCAUCAGCUACAGAUUCSACCCACCCCUCCCACCCACUCCACGAAGCGCAUCAGAAAACUACAAGCAGAGAUAGACGCACACGCGAGGACGCCGUGUUGUACCGCGCGUGGGAAGGCAAAAAAAGAAGAAGACACACCACUGCAAGUGUCGGCACACCUGAUGCCAGCUGCCAAGACUUUCUUCUCUACCUGCUCUCACUACUACGAGGUCAAGGCUGUGAGCAUGGCGAUACCCUACCAAAACUUGACGUAUCUUCUCUUCGUCACGUGGCGUACGUCAUGGAUGCACUUAUCUAUUAUCUAAGAAACAAUCCUAGUGGUGUGUCGCAUGGCAACAUGUCUAGUGUUGAUACUACAAAAACUACUACACCGGCUGUGGAAACUGUCAACGAUGAAGAAGGUAGUGAAGAUAUCGACGAUGAAGACAGCAGUAGCUUACGUCGUGAUGACGAAUAUGAAGAUGAUACCGAGACAGUAGAAGAUGAACCAAUGCCUACACCAGUAGCCGGUACCUUACAUCAAUUCUUUGUACGUACAGACUCUUCUACAGUACUUGGUUGUGAACCUCCGGACUCAUUUAGUACGCAGAUAGAAGAGGCACUGCCAUUAGCCUGCCAGCCACACCUACUUCAUCCCGGGGCACGACGGGAACAGCUGUUUGGGACUGGGUCCGAGAAGAAUUUGUCUAGUAAGGGAAAGGAGUCGACGCGGUCGAUGGCGUUAUCGAGGCCUGAGAUGACUAUACCUAAUAUGGCUCCUCAAGAAGAAGCGGUUACUGAGAUUAAAGAAUCUCUACAGGGAGAGAAAGACAAUGAAGAUAWUAGUGUUCCGUCGACAUCAACAGCURGUCCUUCCCAGGCCCUAUCCGUACCUCGUCCACUDAUAGCAGGUGGUACCCCAGCAAACUCGUUACUAGGCCGCUGGCGCUUAUGCGUGGAAUUAUUUGGCCGAUUAUUCCUGGAGGACGUUGGUGCCGAGCCUUCGUCGGUCUUGUCAGAACUUGGACGAUUUGAUGUUAACGAAACUAAAUUUAGACGUGAAAUGGAGCGAUUGCGUAAUUCAUCUCAGAGGGACUUAACAAUMGAGGUCGAGCGUGGUCGUACGUCAAUCAUCCAACAGUCCGUCCGUCAAUUGAAUAAUCAGUUCGGCCGCCGCGGUCCUCGUUCUCGACCAAUGACAAUCCAUCGGGUUAAGGUAUCCUUUAAAGACGAGCCUGGUGAGGGCAGCGGUGUUGCUCGUAGUUUCUACACCGCUCUUAGUGAAGCCUUGCUAUCCGGUGAAAAACUACCAUCCAUGGACUUAAAUAGAGCAAUUGCGCAACGCCUUCGCCGUGCUACGUAUCGUUAUAAACGUGAUCGUGACCGUGAUCGUGAAGCGAGAAGAAGACUAUCAACCGAUGCGCGACCGUUUAACUUUAGUGGCAAUACAGAUGGUGACGAUGGCGAUGGUGAAUCGUUACCUUACCAUAGACAAUCGUUAGGAGAGAGAUUAUACCCCAAAGUACAYGCUCUGCAACCUGACAAGAGUCUGGCCAGCAAGAUAACCGGUAUGCUAUUAGAGCUAUCGCCAGCACAACUACUUCUACUAUUAGCGAGCGAAGACACGUUAAGACAGCGUGUAGAGGAUGCUCUAGAUGUUCUUUUAUCAAGUGGAAAAAAAGCUAAUGUAAAUAAAGAUCAAGACGAAGAGUCAGGUCCAAGUCUGGACAGCGAGGACUCGAGUGAAGAUUACACACCAUUAUUUUAUCAACCAGGAAAAGUAGGCUACUAUUCACCGCGUCCAGGAAGAUGGACAGAAGAACGACUUAAUUGCUAUAGGAACGUAGGAAGAAUUGUUGGUUUAUGUCUUUUACAAAACGAAGUCUGUCCGAUGACGUUUAACCGGCAUGUAAUUAAGUACAUACUAGGACGUCGGAUUGGUUGGCACGAUUUAGCUUUCUUUGAUCCAAUGUUGUACGAGAGCCUGCGCCAAUUAUUAAUGACCGCUGACUCAUCGGAUGCAGACGAGAGGUUCCAAGCCCUCGAUCUUACAUUCACAGUUCAGUUAACCACAGAUGAAGGAGGUAGUGUUAUCGACUUAGUAAAAGGAGGAAAGACCAUUGCCGUCACCGCYAGUAAUAUCCAAGAGUAUGUUCGGUUAUAUUCGGAGUAUAAGAUGCUGACGAAUACCAAGAAGGCCUUAAAGAGUUUACGCGAAGGUGUUCUAGAUGUCAUCCCKCCGUCUUCACUAGAUAAYCUCACAGCAGAAGACUUCAGAUUGUUGCUCAAUGGCUGUGGUGAGAUAAGUGUGCAACAAUUGAUGAGUUAUACAUCAUUCAACGAUGAAACAGGAGGUGCCGGGGCGGAGAAACUGUUAAAAUUCAAAAAGUGGUUUUGGUCAAUCGUCGAGAAGAUGAGCAACAGCGAACGACAAGACAUGGUGUAUUUCUGGACGUCAAGCCCCGCAUUGCCAGCAAGCGAAGAAGGCUUCCAACCCAAACCAUCUGUAACUGUCAAACCAGCUCACGAUCAUCAACUACCCACUGCAAAUACAUGUAUUUCGAGACUAUACAUGCCAUUGUACUCAUCAAGGGCCAUUCUCAAGAACAAGCUACUUCUGGCUAUUAAAACCAAGACUUUUGGGUUCGUCUGAUAGCAAACAUCGGGAAAACUAAGGACGUUGAAUUCAG